Messenger RNA from Beta vulgaris subsp. vulgaris (sugar beet), 333 nucleotides. RefSeq lists its product as uncharacterized. The transcript has a single exon. The record is from RefSeq and is a predicted model, not a curated record. NCBI's taxonomy places the organism in Eukaryota, Viridiplantae, Streptophyta, Magnoliopsida, Caryophyllales, Amaranthaceae. The coding region runs from base 1 to 333 and encodes 110 amino acids.
AUGGUUGACAAGCAAUGCCGUAAGCAUUUUCCAAAGAGGUUUAUUGAUUCGACUAAAGUGGAUGAUGAAGGAUAUCCUGUUUUACAGGCAAGAGAUAAUGGAUCUACAGUUGAUAAGGGUGGAGUUCAUCUUGACAAUAGGUAUGUUGUUCCAUAUAAUGCUAAUUGCUACGUAAAUAUCGAGCACAUAAAUGUUGAGUGGUGUAACCAGUCAAGAUCAAUUAAGUACCUGUUUAAAUAUAUAAACAAGGGGUAUGAUAGGGUUACUGCUACGGCAUACCAAGAUAAACAAAAAGAAGGUGAAGGGAAAGACAUCGACGAGAUAAAGAUGUAA